UAACCGUACCGAUCGCUUGGAUCGUUGCUGCCGCUGCGACAGCUGACCGCACAUACGAAUACGCGUACGCACGGAGCGUACUGUGUAGUCAAUUGACGAUUAGUCUUAGUUUCGGUUAACCAUCAUUGUGUCCGUCGUUGUCACUGUUCAAAAAAUAUUUAGACAAUAUUUAUAGUCUCCAAAGUUUGAUAUGGACGGACAGAGACGCAAAUUUGUGAUCGAAACGGAGAAAAGUCGUUCAUCUCCACGUGUUAGCAAGAAGAUCUUGGAUCGUUCAAGUUAUUUGGAGAAAUACGGAACCAACCUUUUUAUUAAAAUGGAGAAAGCUAGUGAUAUUCCAUGUCCUGACGAGAAGAUCUACCAGGAGGAAUUAUAUGAUUCAAGUGAUAGCUUUAGUUUUACUGAUUCGGAAGACGAGUACAAAAUUGCUAAAGAAGAGGAAGAGCCCAGCUAUCUUCAAAAAAUAAUUGGGCAUAUCACUGAUUAUUUUGAAAAGGACGAAGUAGAGGAAAUUAAACCUAGAUAUAAUACUUUUGCAAUAAGAGAUAUAAAUGAAUGGCGCAGUUUACCUAAAGAAAAUUCUGAAUUCAAAAUAAGAUCAGUUAGAGACCUCAUAGAUCGUUGGUAUUUUAAGUCUCUGGCAAAAGACUUAGCAAAUAUACAACCUGAACUUUUGAAAAUGGACACAAAAAUACGCUGUUUAAAUUACAUUCGUUACGCUCUACUGUCAGAUUAUGAAAAAUCCAUUAUCGCAGAUGAAGACGAGGCUUUUAAAACUUUGGUUAAGCUAAAUAUUUAGAGUUUAUUAUAUCAAUAAAACAUUGAUAUGUUAAUAAUAAUGAUAAUACUAUAAAAGUAAAGGUUAUAAUAACGAUGUGUGUAUUUUCUUUUCUAAUUAUGGAUAUUAAAAUAUUAUAGCAUUUUUUUUUUUAUUAUUACCUAUUUAUUUUAUAGUAAGAUAUUCCUAGCUUGCAUUAUCUAUACCUAGAGAUAUUAGAAAUAAUAGUACAUAUUUUGGCUUGUUAAGUGCGAUAGAUAAGUUAAGUUAACAUUUUAGCUUAAGUGAUAGUAACUAAUAGUUUGAUAAAACAUUAUAACAAUAUAACAUUAAAACAUUAAAUUAAAAAUUUUAAUAGAUAAUUUUCUUUUUACCAUAGUGCAAUUGUAACUUUUCUUCAGUCUUAAUACUUUUUUGGAAUUGUGUGCUUGUAGGCUGUAGGCAAAAGUUUUGAUAAUAGAAAUUUAAAAAAAAUAUUAUUUGUACUAUUAAUAAAGAAUAUUAUUAAAUA
Aphis gossypii (cotton aphid) is the source of this 1289-nucleotide messenger RNA. RefSeq lists its product as uncharacterized. The record is from RefSeq and is a predicted model, not a curated record. The transcript is spliced from 2 exons. Lineage: Eukaryota; Metazoa; Arthropoda; Insecta; Hemiptera; Aphididae. The coding region runs from base 191 to 799 and encodes 202 amino acids.